AUGGUGAAAUAUUACUUUUACAAGGGCAUGGUCCCCAAAGACCAGGAUCGACUGCGUCAGCUUGUGGCUUUGGCGUAUCAGACAGCAAGAGACAGAAAGCUCUAUCCAAAGGCGGUGCUUAUUAGGUAUGACCCUUUGGGUCCACAUGUUACCCUUUGCUACAAAGACGAGGAUCAGCUCCUCCGUGGGACUCAUGUCGCAAGUCAUGGCUAUGUUCAUGGAAAGGACAACCUUGGAUUUGUACGCGCAACUCAUGCAGGAGAAAAGGCAGAUACAGCCAAGAGACUGCAAGGGAAGAAGACAGUAUGGCCAUCCGAGAAUGAGCUUGAGGCUGUGCCAGAGAUCGGCUACGGCCACCUGCCACGCAACUAG
Aspergillus terreus NIH2624 is the source of this 372-nucleotide messenger RNA. RefSeq lists its product as uncharacterized. The transcript has 2 exons. The coding region runs from base 1 to 372 and encodes 123 amino acids. NCBI's taxonomy places the organism in Eukaryota, Fungi, Ascomycota, Eurotiomycetes, Eurotiales, Aspergillaceae. The record is from RefSeq and is a predicted model, not a curated record.